UUGGCAGCCGGAGCGUGUAUAUUUGUUUACAGCCACGAGUGCUCCGUCUACACCUCGCCGGUUCUGUGUUUAGUGAAUGAAAACUUUAACAGUCUUCACAGAAAGCUCUGAAAUGGAAAGCGUUUCACAUUUGUAGAGCAACAGCAGCGUGUCUGUGAUGUUUACGCCGUGCAAAUGGUGUGAUUAUUUGCUUCUCAGUUACCAUAUAACUAGCUCGUUAGCCAAAUAGCAAAGAAGCUAACAUGGGAGAUAAACGGGACAGUGUGACCUCUCACAACACAACAGAAAAGGGAUCCAAUGAUGAUACAGAAUGACCAAAGACCUGAAGCAUCAUGGCACUGUCUGAAGUUUAUUGGGAUCACCAAAUACCCCUGCCCAAGCUUGCUCCAGCCCAGGCCAAGGUCACAGUGGCCUUGUUGGCACUCCUCUGCUUCAUUAACAGUUAUGACGGGGAGUUCGUGUUUGAUGAUUCUGAAGCAAUUGUCAACAACAAGGACUUGAGACCAAACACACCUCUGAACAACAUCUGGAGCAAUGACUUUUGGGGAAGCAACCUGAGUAGCAACUCAAGUCACAAAUCCUACAGACCUCUCACUGUCCUAACAUUUAGGCUGAGCUACCUCUUGGCAGGAGGCCUGCACCCUGUUGGCUUCCAUGUGCUGAACAUCAUCCUCCAUGCUGUCAUUUCUGCCCUCAUGAUUGACAUGUUUGCUAUCCUGAUUGGUGGACUGGCUUAUGAUGAGAAUGGCUGGGUGAUGAACAAAGCUCCCAAAACCUCUCUGCUUGCUGCUCUCUUCUUUGCUGCACACCCUGUUCACACAGAGAGUGUGGCUGGUAUUGUGGGUCGAGCAGAUCUUUUGUGCGCUUUGUUCUUCCAGCUCUCCUUCCUCACCUACUGCAAAGCUUUCAAUAGAGGGAGCGACAGAGAUGACAGGUUUUCUGUGCAGUGGGUUGUGGUCAGCCUCUUGCUGUGUGCUGCAGCAAUGCUCUGUAAAGAACAAGGCAUCACAGUCUUGGGUGUGAAUGCAGCCUUUGAUGUCCUCCUGAUCUGUAAUGUUAAUGUGUACGAGCUCAGCCAGAGGCUACUCCUUAGGAAGAAUCCACUCGAUGUAAGUGAGAUAUUGCAGACAGGAUUGCUAACACGGUUAGCUCUUAUGGGUCUCGGAGGACUCACGUUGCUCUAUGCACGCUGGAGGAUCAUGGGGACAGGACCACCAGCAUUCACUGAAGUAGACAACCCAGCAUCUUUUGAAGAAAAUAUAUUUCUAAGAAUUGUGAACUAUAAUUACUACUACUCUCUGAAUGCCUGGCUGCUGCUGUGUCCCUGGUGGCUGUGUUUUGAUUGGUCCAUGGGCUGUGUGCCUCUCAUUAAGUCAGCCACUGAUUGGAGGAUAGUGUGGCUGCUGCUGCUCUGGUGCGUCCUGAUAGGCUUGAUAAGUCAAGCCUUAUGCUCGCAGGACAGCCAGAGAAGGAGGACUCUGACCUUGGGUCUGGUGCUGCUCGUCGUCCCCUUUCUGCCAGCCUGUAACAUAUUUUUCAGGGUGGGCUUUGUGAUUGCUGAGAGAGUGCUCUACCUCUCAUCGGCUGGCUACUGCUUACUGCUGGCCUACUCCCUAGGACACUGCUGCUGCCUCUGGUCCAAACACAAGAGGCUGCUGUGUGUGUCUGUGCUCGCACUGUUGUGUGUGUAUGUAGCUCGCUGUGCUCUCCGCAGUCAUCAGUGGAGGUCGGAGCAAAGUCUCUUCACCAGCGCCCUCUCUGUGUGUCCACUCAAUGCCAAGGUGCAUUAUAAUGUUGGUAAAAACCUGGCUGACAGAGGGAACACAACCGCUGCCAUCAAAUAUUACAGAGAAGCAGUCAGGCUCCAUCCGACCUACGUCCAUGCCAUGAACAACCUAGGGAAUAUCCUGAAGGAGAGGAAUGAACUGAUCGAGGCAGAGCAGCUGUUGUCUAAAGCUGUUUCCAUUCAGCCUGACUUUGCUGCAGCCUGGAUGAAUCUGGGGAUAGUUCAGAACAGCCUGCAGAAGUUUGAGGAAGCAGAGCAGAGCUACUGGAACGCCAUCCGUUUCCGAAAGAAAUACCCAGACUGCUACUAUAACCUCGGACGCUUGUAUGCAGACCAGAACAGACAUGUGGAUGCUCUGAAUGCAUGGAGGAACGCAACGGUGCUAAAACCUGACCAUAGUCUGGCCUGGAACAACAUGGUUAUACUGCUAGACAACACUGGUAAUUUGGGUCAAGCAGAGCUUAUUGGUCGUGAGGCUCUGAGGCUGCUCCCCAAUGACCACACUAUCAUGUUUUCAUUGGCUAACGUCCUGGGGAAAUUACAGAAAUACAAGGAGUCAGAGGGCUUCUUCCUUCACGCUCUCCGGAUCAACCCAAAUUCUGCCAGUUGCCAUGGCAAUUUAGCUGUGCUCUAUCAUCGCUGGGGAAAACUGGAGCUGGCAAAGAAACACUACGAGCUGUCUCUUAAGUUGGACCCCGAGGCUCCGGGGACCAGAGAGAACUACAACAUGCUGCGACGCAAACUGGACCAGCUUAAACGCCUCACACCCUGAGGGAGCCUACUGGGACCCCUGCCUGUCAUACAACACAUUUUUCCAUUGUUCCACUUUGUAUUAUUUUAUCUCACUAAUGCUGGCUUUGUACCAUUUGGAAAUAAAGACCAUGAUCUGUGUAUCAGA
Molecule: messenger RNA, 2684 nt
Organism: Cheilinus undulatus (humphead wrasse)
Lineage: Eukaryota; Metazoa; Chordata; Actinopteri; Labriformes; Labridae
Gene: tmtc4
Product: transmembrane O-mannosyltransferase targeting cadherins 4
Exons: 19
Coding region: 333-2558 (741 amino acids)
Biological process (GO): endoplasmic reticulum unfolded protein response; protein O-linked glycosylation via mannose
Cellular component (GO): endoplasmic reticulum
Molecular function (GO): mannosyltransferase activity; protein binding
Source: RefSeq, a predicted model, not a curated record